UUUUAGAACAGUUAUCGUAACGGCUCAAUCAAAUGGGAAAGAGGCAAUUCGCCUCCAUGACCAAUGACAAGGGCUCACUUUUGGCAAUAAAGCAUUGAUAACUAAAUUUGUGUUACCUUGGCAAAAAAUUUUAUUCGUAUAUAGCUUUUCGGGAUGGUUAACGAACAAUUAUACCAUCUCUUUUACUCUUAUUUAAGUAUAUUCUCCCCUCUAUAUUAGCAUCACUUUCAUUACAUGGUUAAGACAGUCAAUUUUCCAAAAAUAUUAUGUACGGUUAGAGCUUUAUAUACUUACUCUUCUACCGAGAGUUCCUCCCUAUCAUUCGAAGAGGGCGACUCCAUUGAUGUACUCAACCAGCUUGAUUCUGGCUGGUGGGACGGCUGGUGUAAAGGAAACCGGGGAUGGUUUCCUAGUAACUAUGUAGAGGUUAUCAGUCAAAGUAAUAGUAAUAGCAGUAUCAAUAUUAACAACUAUAAACAGCAGCAGCAAACUAAAAAGCACACAGAAACCGCAGGAUUUCCUGGUUGCUCACUCAACUCUGUGGAUACACUUACAAGCAGAAGUGCGAAAAAUUCAACGGAAUUUGCAUUUACCAGCAAUACAGCGACCACAGCCCGAGAAAAAAACAAUACGAAUAACAGGAAGUCAUUCCAAUCGUCGAUAAGAAACAGUAUAAGAACAUCCGCAGUGGCAAACGAAUUGGAUGAAGAGAAUGAUGAUGAACACACACCGCCUUUGCCCGAAGGCUGGACAAUGCAUAUAGCAACUGAUGGGCGAACAAAAUUUUACUUUAACCAACGGACAGGCGGCUUACGCUACACUCACCCAGCACUUUUAGAAUCCGAAAAUGAAGAAGACGAUAGCUGUUGCAGCGUUGAGCAAGAUAAAUGUGAUGACGAAAGUAAGCUCAGAAUCGAUACUAAUGAGUUCGGAUCAAGGGCAACCGCUAAACAGCACGGCAAGAACUACAGCUCUUGUUGUAAUUCUAUAAAAUGCCAAUGUGAGGUAUGUAACUCUUGAAUGACAAAUUCUAACUUGUAAAUCAAUAGCUUUAUUAAUUUAGGUUUAACAGCCAACAGCAUUAGGGGAAAGGUGUAAACAUACCACAUACUGUAAUG
Molecule: messenger RNA, 1118 nt
Organism: Mycotypha africana
Lineage: Eukaryota; Fungi; Mucoromycota; Mucoromycetes; Mucorales; Mycotyphaceae
Exons: 1
Coding region: 235-1020 (261 amino acids)
Molecular function (GO): protein binding
Source: RefSeq, a predicted model, not a curated record